Messenger RNA from Spea bombifrons (plains spadefoot toad), 2124 nucleotides. RefSeq names its product insulin like growth factor binding protein acid labile subunit (gene IGFALS). The transcript has 2 exons. Lineage: Eukaryota; Metazoa; Chordata; Amphibia; Anura; Pelobatidae. Gene Ontology annotation, molecular function: protein binding. The coding region runs from base 148 to 1944 and encodes 598 amino acids. The record is from RefSeq and is a predicted model, not a curated record. Gene Ontology annotation, cellular component: extracellular matrix.
CAUCCCCCCGGCCGGCAGUGAAGGGGUUACUGCCUGUCUCCGGUUGGCCCAUUGCGACUCCCUUAUCGCCCUUGUCUUUUGUGACAGAGCCUCCAGCUGUGACCCUGCCUGGGGAGAGAGCGCACAGCCUGCUAUGUGACUGCCAAUAUGAGACGCGCAGGAGCAGGGUUCCGGGUCGUGUUCAUCCUCAUUAGCAUCUUGAAGUGGAAUGUUCUGGCGUCCGACUCCGUCCCGGACUCCGCAUGUCCCGCGCCCUGCGUGUGCAGCUACGAUUACGGCGAGGAGUACAACGUUUUCUGCAGUUCCCGCAACCUCUCGCACAUUCACGAGACGCUGCCCGCCAACACUCGCCUGCUCUGGCUUGACGGGAACAAUCUUACGACGGUCAGGUCAGGAGCCUUCAGGAACUUGACCCAGCUGGACUUUCUCAACUUGCAGAGCAACCACUUGGUGAGUUUGGAGAACCAUGCGCUGCACGGGCUCAAGGCUUUAGCCCAUCUCCAUUUGGAGAGGAACAUGUUGAGGUUCUUGGCCCCCAAUACCUUCCUCCACACCCAGAAUUUGGUCUCUUUGAGCCUCAACAACAACCUCUUCAGCAAAAUCGAAGACGGUCUGUUCUCUGGUCUCUCGAACCUCUGGUACCUAAACCUGGGAUGGAACCUGCUGGUGGUCCUACCAGACACCGUCUUCCACGACCUGCCCAACCUGAGAGAACUUAUUUUGUCCGGGAACCGCCUGGUUUAUCUUCACCCUCCACUCUUUCUGAGCUUAGUGGAGCUGAAGGAGUUGGACUUGAGUGGGAACUCGCUGAGGGGAUUGAAGGCUAACGUGUUCUCCAAGCUACAGAAGAUGGAGAAGCUCUAUCUCAACCACAACGUCAUCACCACCAUUGCUCCUAGAGCUUUCUUCGGCAUGAAGUCCCUACGUUGGCUGGAUUUGUCUCACAACCGCUUGACUAUACUGACCGAGGACACCUUUGUUGGUCUGCUGAGCCUCCAUGUCCUCCGACUCUACAACAACUCUCUGCCGGGGCUAAGGCCGAGGACUUUCAAGGACCUACAGUUUUUGGAAGAGUUGAACCUUGGACACAACAAGAUCAAAGUCUUGAUGGACAGAACCUUCGAAGGUUUGGGUCAACUGGAGUUUCUGUCCCUGAAUCACAACUACAUACAAGAGAUCCGCCAAGGUGCGUUUUCCGGCCUGCUGAAUGUGGCGGUGAUGAAUCUUUCCGGGAACUGCUUUAGGGCCCUUCCAGAAUAUUCUUUCAGAGGGCUGAGGAAGCUCCACAGUUUGCACAUGGAGAACAGCUGUAUCACCAGAAUAAAGCCGCAUCUGUUUUCCGGGCUCUCCAGCGUCCGUAGACUCUUCCUCCAACGAAACGACAUCUCCAUCAUCGACGAUCUCAGCUUCUCCGACCUCCAGGAUCUUCUAGAAUUGGACCUCAAGUUCAAUAAGUUGACCCACCUUUCAGUCCGAUCCUUCACAGGCCUCAACAACCUCUCCUACCUUCUUCUGUCCGGCAACCAACUCCAGACCGUCGCUCCAGAAGCCUUCAAACCCUGUCAGCAGUUACAGUGGUUAGACCUCUCCGACAACCAGCUGAAGGCCUUGGCCGACGACGUUUUUCUGCCUCUGCCCCACCUGAGGUAUCUCAACCUCCAGAAAAACUCCCUGAAACGUCUCUCUGUUAAUUUCCCGAGUCACGCAAUGCAGCAGCUUUGGCUGAACAGCAACCAGUGGGACUGCGGCUGCUCUCUUAAAGAUCUGAGGGACUUCUCCUUGAGGAACGCCACCGUCGUCCCACGUGUGGUCAAGUCCAUAUCGGAGGGAGAAGACAGCAGCGACCUGAUCUACACCUACAACAACAUCACCUGCGCCGGCCCGCCGGACGCUACGGGGCAGGAUUUAAGGGAUCUGGGCGAAGAUUAUUUCGCUGCCUGUUAGUUGCACUAAAGCCAGGGGUGUCGGAGUCCAGGCCUUGAGGUCUGCAAACAGGUUUUCGUCAUUCUUGAACACAGGUAAGUUCAUCAUCUUUAAGCCAUCUUCAAGUUGGCCCUCAAGACCUGGGAUCCAACACCUCUGGGGCACACAAAAAAAAAAUUGCACAAUAGAAAAAGUCUCCUA